Molecule: messenger RNA, 1404 nt
Organism: Talaromyces atroroseus
Lineage: Eukaryota; Fungi; Ascomycota; Eurotiomycetes; Eurotiales; Trichocomaceae
Exons: 1
Coding region: 1-1404 (467 amino acids)
Source: RefSeq, a predicted model, not a curated record
AUGGCAAACACACAGCGAUCAAGCAAUCUACCUCCUCUGACGGCUAUAGAGCGUAUUGGGCCCAAGGGGUAUCUUCGCUAUGUAUUUCCUUUCGAGCUGGCGGAAGACUACAAUCUUGAUGAAGUAGUCCGUAUUCUCACGGCGGGAUACAACGAGGCCAAGGAACAUAUCGCGGCUUUGAAUUGUGAGGCGGUGCCUGACUUGAAGUGGAAGCAGGCCGGUGUCCUCAAAUUGCAAAGUCUGCCAGACGGUGCAAUACAGGAUAUUCUGGUCAAGGACCUCCGAGACACCGACGCCUUCCAACAAUCGUAUAGCCAACUCAAGUCCAUAAACUUCCCUGUCUCGGCCUUCGAUGAUGAACUUCUUUGUCGUCGUUCCGUGUGGCCUACUCCCGGGGAGAGGUUGCCCGUUUCCCUCUUACAGGCGAACUUCAUUCGUGGCGGAUUGAUUCUUACAUGGUGCAUCCUGCAUAUGUUUGGAGACGGAAAGUCUUUCCAUGUCUGGUCGAAAAUCUGGGCGGAAGGAUGUCGUCGCGCCCAAAAUCUGGACAUUCCGGAACCAUACGUGCUGGAUGAUGCCGUCUUUGCAGACCGGGAGCGAGUGAUGAAACCCUCCGGGAGAAAUCACGGACUCCCUGAAAAUCACCCCGAGUACGUAAUUCUCCCCUUCACUCCUCAGGGGGCUCCGCUCAAGAUGCUGUCACGAGAGAAUCGCGGCCAAGUAUUCUAUUUCUCGCCGGAGAGAUUAGCGGCCUUGAAAAAUGACGCGGCCCCGGGGAAUGCAAAACAUGCCUCUGAUGUUAAGUGGAUAUCGACGAACGAUGCAGUUUCUGCACUUCUGUGGCGAACCGUAAUGGCAAUGCAAUCACCACUUGAAUCACUUGACGGCGACCCAGUGUCAGUCUUUAAUAUAGCCAUCGAUGGAAGACAACGGGCCGACCCACCUCUUCACCCAGAAACGUUGGGCUGCUUCUUGGAGUAUAUAGCUGUCUCGUGCCCCAUCCGGGAGAUACUGAGUUCCGACAAUGUCGCCGAUUUGGCUGUCUCGAUCCGAAAGGCGGUUAUACGGGCUGAUGGGCAGUUCACGGAUGAUCUGGUGACAUUGAUAGACCGAUUAGAGGACGUAGACAGACUCAUUCCGACCGCGUUUUUGGAUGUCCCUGGUUAUAAUUGUGUCCAGUCUUCGUGGGCCACAUUUGAUCUGUACACUCUGGACUGGGGCCCGGCUUUGGGGGGUAGGAUCCAAGCGGUGCGAUCUCCCUCGGUUGGCAUCAUCAACGGCUUGCAGGUUGUCAUGCCACCACCUCCAGAAGGUGGGAUGGAGAUUUUGGUCAGCGUAGAGGCAAGUUGUUUGGAGAAACUGUUGACUGAACCGCUGUGGAUGAAAUACGCUAUUCCUCGAUGA